CCAUCGAAUGCACUGUAGCUGUUGAAUAGCUAUCAUCAUGCCGUUAACAGGCAAACGUGGUCGUGGGCCGGCGGGGGCCGGGGCGGCGCAAGACGAUGCAGCGGCGGGCCCAGGGCCAGGAAGCUCAGCUGUAAAUGGGGGAACAUCGGGAAGCCUUGUAGCGCUGCAUAGGUCUCGCAUGUUUGACUGGAAACCUUCAGCGGUGGUCGCAAUUGCACCAUGCCCCGGCGCGCCGCUCUUUGCCGUCGGCUACGAGUGCGGGAGCCUGGAGCUUUGGGACAUGCUGCAAUUGGUUUGCACUCAGACCGUGGCCGGCCCCUCCCUGGAGCUCACCUCUCUGGCCUGGGCUCGUGACAGCGUGUCCAACACCUGGCGCACCUUCGCCGCCUUUCUGGAUGGCACCAUUGCCGAGGUGCUGUGGCGCCAAGCCUCCGUUGCACACGCGCUGGACUCGUACGGCGGCGUGGUGUGGGCGCUGGCCGCCGCGCCCGUGGCCUGCGUGCGCCCCGGCUUUGCGCACGUGCUGGCGGCCGCGUGUGAUGACGGCAGCGUGCGGCUGUUUGGCUGCGAAGGCGGCGAGCCGGGGCUGGUGGCGGAGCGGGUGUUGGCACGGCUGGAGGGGCGGCUGCUGUGCGCUGCCUGGCACGCGGGCGGCACGGCGCUGGCGGUGGCGGGCACCAGCGGCAACAUCCACGUGCUGGACGCGAUGUCGGGCCGUGAGCAGCUGCGCAUCACCGCCUCGCCCAGCGCCACGCGCGCCGUGACGGUGUGGCGCCUGCUGUCGCUGCCCGACGGCACGCUGGUCAGCGGCGACAGCGACGGCGCGGUGCAGAUGUGGGACGGCCGCUUCGGCACGCAGCUGGCGCGAUUCAACCAGCACCGCGCCGACGUGCUGGCGCUUGCGGCCACUGAGGACGGUUCGGCGGUGUUCGCGGCGGGCGUGGACUCGCGCGUGGCGCAGUUCGCACGCGUGGCCGGAGCUGCGCCCGGCCAGCCCGACGGCUGGGCCUACACGCACUACAAGCGGCCACACACGCACGACGUGCGCGCGCUGGCCCUGCUGGCCAUGCCGGGUGUGGGGCGCGGCGAGCGGGCGGAGCGCGGCGAGCGCGGCGGCGGCGGCGGUGCCGGCAACGCGAACGCGGUGCUGCUGAGCGGCGGCGUGGAUGCGCAGCUGAUCGCGUACACGGCCCAGACCUUCCUGCAGGAGCAUCCGCACCGGCUCAGCAAGUGCCCGCAGCGGCCCGCCUGUCAGGCCACCUCAGCGUGCGGCUCCGGCACAGCUGCGGGCAUGGGUGCGGGCGGUGCGUCGGCGCACGCAGCGCGGCUGAUGGUGGCGCAGCACGACAUUAUUGACGUGUGGCAGCUGGCGGAGGCGGCGGACGCGACAGCCAGCGUGUCUGCGGCAGUGGCAGCGGCGCGGCAGCACCAGAACGGGGCUGCGGGGCCGCGCGGCGGGUCAGGGGCGGGGGCGGGGGCCGCAGUGCUGCCGCCGCCGGGUCACGUGCACGAGGGCGAGCCGCUGGAGCUGCUGUCGGCGCCGCGGCACCUGGCCCGCAUCCGGACAAAGGGCGCGCGGGUGGCGGCGGCGGCGAUGUCGCCGUCGGGCGGCUUCGUAGCGGCGGCCACACCGGCGGGCGCGCGUGCGUACGUCAUCGAGGGCGGCGCCGUCAGCCGGCUGCGCCUGGCGCCGGCGGCGGAGGAGGCGGCGGCCAUCGCCGUCGCCGCCACGGACUCGCACGUGGUGCUGGCGCUGCCCGACGGCGGCCUGCUGGCCUGCUCGCUGCCCGACGGCACCGUCACGGCGCGGGCGCAGCCGCGCGCCGCCGGCCCCGCCGCCGCCGCCAGCGGCCCGCAGUGGACCGCGGACGACUGCGCCUGGCGUAACCACUGCCCGCCCGCGGCCAGCCUGGUGGCCUCGCCCGACGGGUCGCUCCUGGCGGCGGUGGGCUGCGCCGGCAUCUCGCUGCACCGGCUGCCGGGUCUGGAGCCGCACGGCCGCAUGCUCAAGUCCGAGGGCGGCCUGGCCUUCACCGCUGCAGCCUUCAGCCGCGACGGGCGCCUGCUGGCCGCCACCACCAGCUCCUGCGCGCUGCUGGUGUGGGACACCGCCGACUGCAAGCAGCUCGCCUGGUGCGGCGACAACGCCGACGCCGCCACCGCCGCCAUCAGCCGCCUGCCGGGCGCGCCCACCGCCAUCUCGUUCUGCCCCUCUCCCGCCGCCGCCGCCGCCACUACCACAUCAGGCGCCGCCGCCGCCGCCUCUGCGGCCGGCCGGCCUUACCGUCUUGUGGUGAACGGCCCGGGCGGCCUGGUGCACUUCGACCUGGGCCGCCCCGUGGACGGCACAUAUCUGCCGGACGGGGCGGGCUCGCGGCGGCAGGCGCGCGGGCGGCUGCGGCCGGAGCAGCGACCGGCGGCGGAGGACCGGCCGGAGAGCCGCGGCGGCAAUGGGCGCGUGAUUCGCACGCUGCACCCGGCGGUGUGGGUGGGGCACCUGGGGGCGGCGGACCUGCUGCUGCUUGAGAAGCCGUGGGAGGAGGUGCUGGCGGAUCUGCCGCCGCCGUUGCUGACGCACGUGUACGGCAGUUAGUGGGUUGGCUGGUUGGAGGACGUGGGGCGCUAGGUGCUGGUUUAGCUGUAGGUUGGCUAAGCGAUUGAAGCGGGAGGAAUGCUGUUUAGCGGGCGGGGGGGGGGGCUGAAUGUGUGAUUGUGGUUGUGGAUGUGGGCGGGUGAUGCGAUGUGAAUUAGAUGCUGCCAAUACGCCAGGAGUGUGACGGUAUGUGAAAGACGAUGGUUGCAGAUCUGGCCGUUGUCUGUUGCAUAGAAAGCUUGUCAGCUGCAGCGUGCGUAGUGCUGCCGGGCUGGAUCACAUGGUUGAUGCGGGGCUGAUAUCGUUUGUUUGGGCCGCGAGGUUGGUGUAGAGGACCCAUGGGAAGGGAAUGUGCUGGCAACUGGCAAUGCAGUAGCUGUCUGCAUGCGUCCGGAGUGGUCUGGUGAGGAAGGUCUGGGCCGCUGAAGUUGGGGGGAUCUGUCGUCGUCCCUGGGGGUCGCCGCACGGGGUCGCCGGGUUUCGGGAGCCCAUCCUGGCGGAACUAGGUGUCAAACGCAGCACGACGUGGCUCAAAUAUGCCGUAACUGCACAAACAAGUAUGGAAGGGUCCCUUUGCGCGUCCUGGCGUGGACCUGACCGCGCAUGUCCCUGCAUUCGACACGUGCGCACUGACAUGGCAGGGCUCUCCAGCGCUGGUGCGCAUGAAUCUAUAUUUAACAAGGCUGCUGAUGCACGCCGUUCAUGCAUCCCAAAUUCCCACGGAAGGGAGCCGAACGUGGGGUGCGCUGGGUCGAGGGGAUUUCCAUGGGUAGGACCCCGCCGUCCCGCGCGUGACCUAAGUCUGCUCUGGUCUGCUGGACCACCGGUGGCACAGUGUGACAGCGCUCGUUAAGAGGAGUCGAUCUGUCGAUUGGAACCAUUAUGGAAUAGAAUGAGGGUGUAAACCCCGUAACGACAAGGUUUGGUCCGUGGAGGGUUCGGUCGUUCCCUCAAGGUGGGCCCCAGCCCCCGGGGCAGGGGUGCAGGGGCAAGACAACAGGGCGCAGACAGGCAGGAGAGGGAGGCCGAGUGCACGGCUAAGUGGUGCGCGAGCCGGAUGCGAGUAUGAGACAAACACAGCCGGACGCAGUGUGAGGAAGCGCCGCGGGUUGGAAUGGGGAAAGCCGUGACUGAAGUCCGGGGUCAAGCUGCGUCGCGCGCCCUAUGGACCGAGGGAGUUGCGCGAGAGGUUUGCUGGUGAUGGCGUACGUUGGGCUCGUGAUGGAACAUGGCAAGGGGCAGGAAAGCGUAGUCCCGAUGUGUGUGGUUCCCACCCGUGCCCACAUAAAUGCGUAGCAAGAAGGGACAAGGCAUUGGUGCGUUGUUCGCGCGCUGUUACUGUACCGACGGUAGCUGGCAGGUUGUGUCGAUGUUUUGCUGACGCGCAUUCCUCACGCUCCGGGCGCCCGGCCAAGGCGAUAGCACCACACAGACUCAAUGCGACGCCACACCGCGCGGAUAGCAUAGCCGAUGCGCACCUGCAGGCAGUCGACCGGCGUCCACGGAUGAGCUGUGUAGACGAGCACUAGCGUAAUGCAACGGCGUGCAGCAAAACAAUGGCCGGGCGACAGUGUGACAAACAGGGGCAAGAACAAGGCGAAGCAAAGCAGAAGAGGGGCCCGAAUGUGUACGACAAUUGUGGCGGGCAGGCCGAAUGCGGUGUACGUUGGGCUGGCUGUAAGCGACAAGCUGU
Chlamydomonas reinhardtii is the source of this 4286-nucleotide messenger RNA. RefSeq lists its product as uncharacterized. The record is from RefSeq and is a predicted model, not a curated record. Lineage: Eukaryota; Viridiplantae; Chlorophyta; Chlorophyceae; Chlamydomonadales; Chlamydomonadaceae. The coding region runs from base 38 to 2593 and encodes 851 amino acids. Gene Ontology annotation, molecular function: protein binding; RNA binding. The transcript has 3 exons. Gene Ontology annotation, biological process: maturation of SSU-rRNA from tricistronic rRNA transcript (SSU-rRNA, 5.8S rRNA, LSU-rRNA). Gene Ontology annotation, cellular component: t-UTP complex; small-subunit processome; 90S preribosome.